This is a messenger RNA of Leishmania mexicana MHOM/GT/2001/U1103, 2778 nucleotides long. RefSeq lists its product as hypothetical. NCBI's taxonomy places the organism in Eukaryota, Euglenozoa, Kinetoplastea, Trypanosomatida, Trypanosomatidae. The record is from RefSeq and is a predicted model, not a curated record. The coding region runs from base 1 to 2778 and encodes 925 amino acids. The transcript has a single exon.
AUGUUUGCGGCCAACCGCUUCUCCAACAGCGCUGCUGGGUCAGCCGAUCCCCAGCAGCAGCAGAUGAUGUUCGCCAGCGGCGCUCCCUACAACUCUGCCAUGCAUCUGGCAGCUUACGGUGAUGGUGCGAAUCGUUGUGUCUUUGUCGGCGCUAUGAAUGGCAUGCCAGCUCGGCCACUCUCUCCAGCCGCGGCGAGCGCGACUUCGCCAAAUACGGCUGCUGCAGCGUGUCUUGGUGUCCCUUACCCGGGCAGCUAUGCCGUACCUCGGCCCGCUGCGGGGUACUACUACCCCCCCUACGCGGCCGUCAAGCAGUACGCCUUUCAGAAACCACAAGCUGCAGGAGUGAUGCCGGGUCAAGUGCCGCUGCCGCCGCCGUGUCAGGCUACCACAUUCAGCACUACUGCGCUCGCACUCGCGACUCAGCAGCACAGCGCCGCCCCCUCUAGCCCUUCCUAUGACCCGCAAAACGCGUCCACCUCUGCGUCUCCACAUGGAAAGGGACGUGAGAGCCCUCGCAGCGGUCGACAUCGCCGCGGCGACGGCGAGGCGACGGCAACCCCUGCCUCGGCAGCGCAGCCAUCUUCCUCCGGUAGGCACGACGGUGGCGGCAUCUAUAGCGAGCGGCGUCGCCAUCGCGAUGACCCACCACCUAGGGGCACCAACUACAGCCGUGCGCCGUCGCAGGUGGCGACAGCGACGUUUGGAGAGGAGUUUCCGCACUGCUCUAACGGUCCCAACUCACAUAUUGCACCCGCUGCUCCGGCUGCAGCUUGGGGCGCUGCUCAUGAUGAUGACGGCGGUGACGGUGGUGGCCGGCGACGACGCCGGCGUCAUCACGGCGAUAGCGGCGGGGAGAGGCGCCGAACCGCCUCGCCACGCUCGCCACCAGAACUGCGAGUCGGUGAGGACACGAAGGAGCCGCACCGACGCCGCCACCGCCACCGCGGCGAACUGCGCGGUCAGCACGACAACUCCCGCAGCGACGUGAAUGAGCCCGAGUCCGCCUCUGCACGCCUUGCCGGUGGCCUUGCCGACACCUCGCGCCACCACCGAUCGAACCAUCGAUCUGGUCAGCGCUGGGGCAGCCCCCCCAAGAGCACUGCCGCCAAUGCUUCGACAUCAGCGGGAGCGGCGGUGCCGUCUGUGGGGCCAACGCCUGUCAGUACCCUCGUUGUUCCAGUGCUUCAGCCCGUAACAGUGGCCAGCGCGCUGGUGGUCGCGCCCCCGCCACCACCGGCAAUGCUGUCUGCUGCGCCACCAGCUCACAGAGGUGCCCGAAGCCCACCGCCCAUCUCAACGGCGGCGCCGUCACCGCCGCCUGCGGUACCACCGACGAGCACAUCAAAGGGCCACCGACGCCACCGAAGCCACCGCCGCACCCCUUCCGCCUCUUCGUCAAGUUCUGGCGGCAGCUCCGACGCGGUGUUGAGACAAGGGUCGUCGUCGUACUCGUCCUCCGUGUCCACUCACGCCGAGUCUGCCUCGCGCCCCGCCUCGGCAUCGUCACGCGACCGCCACCGCCGGCGUCGCAGAGAUCGCCGAGGCCGCCGCGGCGGCCGCCGACCGCCACGCUCAGCCUCAUCGUCCUCGCGAUUACGUCCAAAGGCAGGGGAUCCUGUCAGCAGCGCCUCUUCCCCGCCAACGCACAACAACGCCAGCGUCGCCGAAGCUCCCAAGAAGAAGGGGGACGGCGGCAUUCUGAGGUUUUUCCGGCGCGGCAAAUCCGCCGCCGCUGAGGCCGACUCGGCUACACCUGGUAAAGCUGGAGCACCGGGCCAGGAGGCGUCCAUGAUGCUGCCGCUCACCAUGUCGCAGAGGGCGCCCUACGAUGCAUCCAUGAGGCCCUGUGGCGCCGCUGUCGCGCCGCGAGAUGCGGCGACCGGGGUGCAGCAAUGCGCGGCGAGCAGCCACACUGAAGCGGCGGGGCAGCGCCGUCGCGAUCGCACGCCGGGACGCUCACGGCAUCCCGCACCGGGUAGCGGCACCGUGAAUGUCCACAUCCCUCCGCAGCAGGGCAACGGCAACCACAACCCCAGCGUUGACCCUAGUUCCGCUGUCGCGCCUUCCAGCAAGAGCAGAGGCCUCUUUGGCGGCCUGUUUCGCAGAAAAAAGGACAAGGCAGACGGGGUCGCCACUGCUGCGGCUGGCGCGAGCGUCAACAACGCAAGCACCCUCAGCGGCCGGACAUCCCCGUCGUCGCGCCCUUCUACGUCGGGGGCCUCGGUCAACUUGACAACGAAGGUGGCAACCGCUGUUAGACUCGGCACGCCGUCAAUACCUCCGAAACCCGCGCCUCCCGGUGGCGGAUACGGCGCUGCGCCGAUGAGUCUUUCGACAGGACCCAACCCAGCCCUCAUGUCAAAGCCGGACGUCUUGAGGCGCUCCGCGAAGAAGAGCAAGGCAGCCGCGGCGCAGCUGCAGCUGCAGCAGGAGCUUCUUCAGGCGAACGGGCUGCGAGGCCAACUCCAGGCACAGACGCAGAGCCAGAAUCAACACAGUGGAGGCAAUAGAGGGCGCCGCCGAAACGAGAGCCGUGGCCACGCAUCACCGGUAGGCGAGCGCGGCGGCCGCAAAUCGGGCUGGCGCACGUCUGGAAACCGCGACGGCAACCCACACGGUCGCGGUCACCGUCGCACCCCCUUGCAAGACUCCAACUCCUGCUCGAGUGUCGCAUCAUCGACGUCCUCCAGCACAAAUGCCGCCCCGAAGCGGCACAGCGGCCGCGGUAACAGCGGCAGCAAGGCUGCUCGCGCUCAGGCAAACAGAGAAAUCUGA